This is a messenger RNA of Aspergillus japonicus CBS 114.51, 798 nucleotides long. Its product is annotated as oxidase ustYa family protein. The transcript has 4 exons. Lineage: Eukaryota; Fungi; Ascomycota; Eurotiomycetes; Eurotiales; Aspergillaceae. The record is from RefSeq and is a predicted model, not a curated record. The coding region runs from base 1 to 798 and encodes 265 amino acids. Gene Ontology annotation, biological process: mycotoxin biosynthetic process.
AUGGAGUUCAAGCCGCCUACAUAUCAUCCUCUCAUGUCCGAGUCGAGAGACUUUGAGUCCUCGACGGAUGAUGGCCAGGAAAAUGCCUCCAAUGAUAGGCGUGUUCUCUUGCGGCAUCAAACCUUGCGCGGCUGGGGAAAGCAAAUACUGAGUCCGGUGGUCAUAACCCUCAUUGUACUCUGUCUUUUUGUGGGCGGAUUGAUUGUUGCUGUCCUGGUGAAAGUUCAUCCUACUGAUAACCAAUGCUCGCGGCAACUGUCAUCCUGGUCACCUGCGCUCGAUGCGGUUGAGUAUAUUGACUAUGACUUUGACGGCGCCUUCAAUGCUACUAGCAUAUACCGUGGGCCUCCGACCCAUGAAAGAGAAUCCGCCUGGUUCAAUCUGACGUACAAGCAUGCCGUCGAAAUCCCUCCUGAGAAGCUCAUUGCUCUAAACAAGUCUGAAGCGGAUCAUCUGCAACAUGUUCCGCCGGAGGUCGGCCCCGGAUAUAUUGGGCUUCUGGAAGUAUUCCAUCAGCUGCACUGUCUGAACAUUGUGCGCAUGUACACCUGGUGGCAGGCAGGUAAAUACGAGGAACCGCCUGAGGGCUUAGUGCGAAACGAGCUGAAGAACCGCAUUCAUGUGGACCACUGCAUCGAGUCGCUGAGAGUUGCGCUCAUGUGCCAAAGUGACGUUUCUCUGCUUUACGUCCAGAUUGGGGGUGCGGCCGGAAUUCGGGCAGACUUUGCCUCCCACCAUCGAUGUAGGGACUUCCGGAAGAUAGAGGAGUGGAUCGACGAGAAUUGGACCGUAGUAUGA